AUGCCGGACAGAGUUUCGUACUUGUGCCAUGAUUCUGCACGAUUCAGUCAGCUGGACACAAAUGGUGGUACUCAAACAGCUGCAGGAGUAAUACAGAUAUCUCACGCAGAACUCGCCCUGCAGCUCCACUCAAUCAUCUUACGGAUAACGAGCAAGAUGCUGACGAAGAGCUUCUCUGGCUCUCGCGACUUUUCACUGGCCAUGGAUAUUGGUGAAACUGUGGCGGCCGGCAUCAUCACUGCCUCAAGCAUAGAAAAUGCAACUGCAUCUGUUAUCAAGCACUCCCCGGUGGUACAUCCAGUGACCGGUGAAACGCUUCAUCCGAGACCAUCCCACUGUUUACGCCGUCACAUUGACGGCAGCGAGGAGCUUGCAGUUCGUUACGUACAUACACAUGUCGAUGGCUAUACUCUGGGUAGGCUUAUUCUGAUCUAUCCACGUCCGCUGUCAAACUUGCUUAUUCAGACCUAUGAUUAUGCAUGUUCACUUCAUGAGGAGUGGACAUUUUUACUUCGAUCACGCUGGUGCAAGAUGAAAGGCCUUUAUAUUGUUACACGAUACCUCUCCUUGAUCUUUCUCGCCACAGAUCUAUAUCUGUACUUUUCCCCGAAUGAGAACCCAGGUAAAUGCCGGGUGUUGGAAAAUAUUCAAUCAGGUACGUGCACGGUACAUUCAUGUAUGCACGUCCUUCCCGAAGGCUACUACUUUUCUCUCACAGGUCUUGGUACAGUAUUAGUAAUUUCUUCCGAAUAUUUUUUUGUCUCCAGAACAUAUGUGCUCUGGAACAAAAAUAGGAUCUUGCUCGCAGCUAUCGUGUGCACGUCUUUCGUGAGUUCCAAAUCCACUCACAAUAUCCAAGCUAGUGGUAGAUGCAUCAGCCAGAUUGUCAUCGUAGCUACCUUCGGCAUCGUCUUCGUCACUGACGUCCCUGCAGCAUAUGCAACUAGCACAAUCCCGGGAAUCACAGGGUGCUACCAGAGUCCAUCCAGUUACCAGCUUUUCAUACCAUUUCUUCUUCUUUCCUUGUUCGAAAUGGGACUCCUGAUCCUCACGCUCAUCCAUGCCAUACAGAGCUGGUGGGCAAACCAAAGCCGUCUGUACGUUCUCCUGGUGAACCAUAACAUAUCCUAUUAUGCAUGCGGUUUUCUGUUCUCGGUAACGAACGUCAUCACACCGCUACUCCUCCAGGACUCCUACCAGACUAUUUUGAAUAGUGUCCAGUUUAUCAUGCUUGCAAUCCUUGCCACGCGCAUGCACCUCCAUCUCUGGGAGGUGAACCGACACCCACGCGGCUCUACUAGUGCCCUUGUGCAUAUUCCAAUGUCCG
This is a messenger RNA of Suillus fuscotomentosus, 1327 nucleotides long. RefSeq lists its product as uncharacterized. NCBI's taxonomy places the organism in Eukaryota, Fungi, Basidiomycota, Agaricomycetes, Boletales, Suillaceae. The transcript has 13 exons. The record is from RefSeq and is a predicted model, not a curated record. The annotation marks the transcript as partial.